CUAACUUCCAGUACAUCGCUCCAAAGAGCCCAGCUGGGAGCUGUGACCGCAUCCAGGAAGUUAUCUGUGGGAAGAGCUUCUCUUCCUACAUGUUUACUAAACCAGGUCAGCAAGCUCAGUAUUUAGCUAGCAGCUGGUCCAUUUAUCAAACCUCAUCUUUUGGAAUUGGGAACAAUGGAGGACAACUCAGUGUUCUUCACUGACCGUAGCGGACGGAUCACCAGUAAUCCGCUACUGGACCAGCUGCCCAGCUACCAGUCCCUGCUGUACCGCAGGAAAUCAUCAGGAGCUGGCACUAAACGCAGAGGGAGCUCAAGAGGGAGGCUGAGCUCCUCUGGCAGCGUGAAAUGGACCAUUAACACCAUGAGAAGAAUUGAGGAGAAGCAGACGAGUCAGAUAGGGCAGCGCGCUAUCAGAGAACUAGCCUUAAACAUGGCUCAGAAACGUAGAAACAAAGAUCAGCCUUUGAAAGGGAACCAAGAUUUAAGCAGCUGGAGACAAUGGAGGCAAAACACACGCAGGAAUCUGAAGAGGCUGCGGGAUGAUGCUGAGGUAUUUCUAAGCUCCAUGAAGCUCUGGAAGAGGGACAUCCAUCAGAUAGAGGGGAUGUUUGGAACAGGGAUCCUGUCCUACUUCUCCUUUCUGCGCUUCCUGGUUGCGCUCAACCUGUUUAUUUUCCUGCUCAUGUUCAGCUUUGUCAUCUUGCCCAUCAUCAUUGUCCCCCACACUAAAGGAAAUAUCACCUACGACCAGCAUGACGAAACUGAUUGCAGGGUCUAUCAAAGCUCAGCUCGUAGGGGUCUUGUCAACUUUCACACGCACCUUGGGGAUCUGCUCUCUGGUGGAGGCUUUCUGGAACAGACUUACCUUUUCUACGGCUUCUACAAAGUGGAUAAAAUCCACUUUCCAAAAGCCACAUACAAUUUGGCGCUGGCAUAUCUCCUGGCAACAAUAGCGUACCUCUUGUUAAGUCUGAUUUGGAUUGUUAAAAGGUCUGCCACAGGAUUCAAGCGCAACCUGGUCCAGGAUGAGGAUCGCUUUCAAAGUUUUUGCAACAAGAUCUUUGCCGGCUGGGAUUUCUGCAUCACUGAUCAGAACACAGCAAGGCUAAAGAGAAAGAGUCUGCUCUACGAGCUUAAGACUGAUUUGGAGGAGGAGAAGAUCAAACGCAAAAUAGCAGAUCGUACCAGAAAUGAGAAGUGUCGCAUUUAUCUCAUCCGUGUCAUCCUCAACUCUUUUGUCAUUGCCAUUCUAGCUGCCUGCUUCUACAGCAUUUAUAUAGCAACCACAGUUUCCCAGGAAAAACAAAUGAACAAUGUAAAGGUGAAUUUCAUUGAGGAUCUCAUUGUUGAGUACCUGCCAUCCAUAGUUAUCACCUUGGCCAACUUCAUCACGCCGCUCCUUUUCUCUGUCAUCAUCAAUUAUGAAGAUUAUUCACCUGCCUUUGAAAUCCGCUUCACUCUCAUGAGGUGCGUCUUCAUGCGGUUGACCAGUAUUGGUGUUUUGCUGUUCUCUCUCUGGUCCCAGAUCACCAAAUGUGAAGAGGAUUCCUGUGUCUGUGGCUACAACCAUAAACUUUACUCUUGCUGGGAGACCCGUGUGGGUCAGGAGAUGUACAAACUCACCAUAUUCGACUUCAUCAUCAUAUUUGCAGUCACCAUCUUUGUGGAAUUUCCCCGAAAGCUGAUUGUAAAGUACGGGCAGUGUGGACUUGCUAAAUGGUGGGGCCAGCAGCAGUUUAGUAUUCCUCAAAAUGUCCUGGAGAUUGUCUACGGUCAGACCAUCUGCUGGAUCGGCACUUUCUUCUGUCCCAUGCUUCCUGCCAUCUGCACUAUAAAAUACUUCUUAAUAUUUUACAUCAAAAAGGUGUCGCUAAUCAGAAACUGCCGCCCAUCCACCCGGCCGUUUCGAGCGUCCAGCUCCAAUUUUUUCUUCCUUGGAGUGUUGCUGAUCGGCCUGGCUCUCGCCUGCCUGCCUAUUACUGUUAGCAUAGCUCAAAUAAAUUGCUCUCAGGCGUGCGGACCGUUUGUUAACUACAACACCUCCUGGCAGGCGCUUCCAGCUGCAUUAUCACAUCUGCCGGACGGAGCCCAAAGAUUCCUCUACGCUCUCUCAUCAGAGGCCUUUGCUGUCUCUUUCUUUGUAGUCACAUGUUUGGCAAUGUUUUAUGUGAUUGCUCUUGCUGGAGCUCACAAGAGAGUCAUCAAUCAGUUAAGAGAGCAGCUAGUUGUGGAGGGCAAGGACAAACGCUUCCUGAUCCAGAAGCUGUGCCAGGCUCAGGGGCCUCGCAGCACAUCCUCUGUGUCCGGAUGCCAUCCUGGCAGUCCCAGUAGGCUUAGCCCGAGCUACCACACCAGCUUCUCCAGCAAUUACAAUGAUGCAGUGUUUCUUACACAUCCUCCACCAAACUCUGCCACACCUGUGUGAAGCAUGGACAUUGUAUUCCACUAGUAAUCAAAAAUGAGAGUUGAACCAAAAAAAGAAAGAGAUUCUGUGCAUGUUUUAAAAUUUUACUGUACUUGUUUUUCUCUUUCACUGUAAUAACACUAAAACCUGUUUGUUUCUGGGGGUCUCUCAACAUAUCCUGCAACUAUUCAGUGUUUUCUUUUUUUUUAAUGAAAUAUUUAAAACCCAGUGAUAGAAAGGGUUUAGGUCAGUCUAUUAUUAUUUUUUUUUUUAAACCUCUAUCUUUUCCUUCUGAGAAGGACUUUAUUACCUAUUGAUACACUGGACUUCUUUAAAACUGUCCUUUUUUUCAUGCACUUAAAUAAUUUUACUGCUGCCUUGUUUUCUUUUGUAACCUCAUCUCAUUUUAGCAUAUUACUUUUAGGUGUUUUAACGUCAACUUUACAUAUAUAGUAAUAACUGUGCAAUAAACUAAUAAAUUUGCAUUGUCUGAACUAAAAUAUAUUUUUAAACAUUUCUUUAAAGUUACUUCUGGUUUAUUUUACAAUUAGAGCAGAACAGCUACUUUAUUCAUCUAAAAUCUAAACCAGUUGGUUCAAAAGCGAUAAAAAAAUAAAAACCAGCU
This is a messenger RNA of Cyprinodon tularosa, 3031 nucleotides long. RefSeq names its product transmembrane channel-like protein 7. Gene Ontology annotation, cellular component: plasma membrane. Gene Ontology annotation, molecular function: mechanosensitive monoatomic ion channel activity. The coding region runs from base 175 to 2427 and encodes 750 amino acids. The transcript has 16 exons. Lineage: Eukaryota; Metazoa; Chordata; Actinopteri; Cyprinodontiformes; Cyprinodontidae. The record is from RefSeq and is a predicted model, not a curated record.